Molecule: messenger RNA, 2112 nt
Organism: Talaromyces marneffei
Lineage: Eukaryota; Fungi; Ascomycota; Eurotiomycetes; Eurotiales; Trichocomaceae
Exons: 7
Coding region: 1-2112 (703 amino acids)
Biological process (GO): signal transduction
Cellular component (GO): protein phosphatase type 2A complex
Molecular function (GO): protein phosphatase regulator activity
Source: RefSeq, a predicted model, not a curated record
AUGAAGGGCUUUAGACAGAGAGUGCAUGAACAGCUGUCGCGGGCGAAGGACUCCAACAAGUCAUCGAAGAAGCGAGACUCAAAUAAUACAUUGAAUGCUGGACUGAGCGCUACCCACCAUGCCCAAUCGGCCAGCCCCAACCACGUAACCCCUACUUCUUCUACAACAUCUCUAAACGAAACGAGGAAUACGAAACCCGACAAUGCAUCCCCAGCCGCGGCUAAUUCGCCAGCAGGCCACCAGAAUAACCAAGGCGCUGUUGCUGCAGCUGGCGUGGGACAGCAUUUCGUGCCUAAUACGCAGGUAAUGGGUAAUCUCGGUGGCCAGCCAGCGAAUAUUCCUGGAACGCCUACAAGACAAGGACAACAACCCAUUACCCCUAGUGUCGUGAUCAGUCCUAGCGCUCCGCAUGUUCCUCCUCCUGGAGCUGCCGAAACCAUGCCUGGUGACCUCGCGCCCCCGAAGAAAUCCCACGUCUUUGACAGACUACAUUCAACACCGAAAGAUAUUUCCGAGGGCAUCAGGACACCCAAGCGCCAGCAUUCGUCUCGAUUUGAUAUCUCCGACCAACGCCAGCGAGAACUGGAAAAGUUACCCGGCUUCCAUGAAGUCCCCCCAAACCGCCGCCAGGACCUGUUCAUGCAGAAGAUUGAUCAGUGUAACAUCAUAUUCGAUUUCAAUGAUCCGACUGCCGAUAUGAAGUCUAAAGAGAUCAAGAGGCUGGCAUUGCACGAACUGCUCGAUUAUGUUGCAAACAACCGUUCGGUCAUCACAGAGCCCAUGUACCCUCGUGUGGUCGAUAUGUUCGCCAAGAACCUUUUCCGACCCAUUCCACCACCAGUGACUCCGCAGGGAGAGGCAUAUGAUCCCGAAGAAGACGAGCCUGUUUUGGAGGUGGCUUGGCCUCACAUUCAAGUCGUCUACGAAUUCUUCCUGCGCUUCAUCGAGAGCCAAGAUUUCAAUACGAACAUUGCGAAGCAAUAUAUUGAUCACCAAUUUGUUCUCCAGUUGCUUGAAUUAUUUGAUUCUGAAGACCCGCGCGAGCGCGAUUUUCUCAAGACGACAUUGCAUCGUAUCUACGGAAAGUUCCUCAACUUGCGCUCAUAUAUCCGACGCUCAAUAAACAACGUCUUCUUUCAGUUCACAUACGAAACCGAGCGUUUCAAUGGUAUUGCAGAGCUGUUAGAGAUUCUAGGAUCCAUUAUCAAUGGAUUUGCUUUGCCGUUGAAGGAAGAGCACAAGCUUUUCUUGACCCGAGUGUUGAUUCCAAUGCAUAAACCGAAAGGACUCAGCAUGUACCACCCACAACUCGCAUAUUGCAUUGUUCAGUUCCUUGAGAAGGACUCGGUGCUCACAGAAGAUGUUGUUAUGGGUUUACUUCGCUACUGGCCUAAAGUGAACAGUACCAAAGAGGUGAUGUUCUUGAACGAGGUCGAAGACAUUUUCGAGGUCAUGGAUCCGACAGAAUUUGCCAAGGUCCAAGGACCACUUUUCACUCAGUUGGCCAAGUCGGUUGCCAGCCCUCACUUCCAGGUUGCCGAGCGGGCUUUAUAUUUUUGGAAUAAUGAAUAUUUCUGCAACUUGGUUAGCGACAAUGUCGAGACUAUCCUGCCCAUCAUGUUUGCGCCGUUGUAUGAAAACUCCAAGGGCCAUUGGAAUAGAACGAUCCAUAGCAUGGUGUACAAUGCCAUGAAGCUUUUCAUGGAGAUCAACCCCCAGCUCUUUGACGAGUGUUCACAGGAAUAUAACGAACAUCAGAGUGGAGCCGAUGAGCGAGAACAAGCUCGUCGUCGAAGAUGGGAGGUACUUGCCGAAAAAGCCGAGAAACGAAAACAAGGCCUAUUAACAGACCCAACAUCAUCGACAACCUCGAUCCCUACAUCCAAAGUUGAUGAUAUCGAUCCAGUCACCCAAGACAGCCAGAAGCGCUUGAACGCCCUUAAACUUGAUGAGACAACUACAGUUAAAGAGAGAACCGCAACUUCGAGACAUGUCCGCAGACGACGCAGUGGAAGUGGCAGUAGUGUGAGGAUGCGACGAAGUUCGAUCGGGAGUGCUUCUGGCUCUCCGGCAACGGUUGUACUGUCUCGGAGUAACUCGAAUCGACAAUAA